ACAACGGUAAGUUGUAGAAGCGUGAAAAAUAAAUGAAUGAACUGAAAUUAUUUAGUUCACAUGUAGAAUUGACCAUAUCAGAAUGCUGUGGUUGUAUUGACUGAUAUCAAAACGUUGUAUCGUCGAGUUCUAAGAGGCUGAUGUUCUAUUGCCCCCAAGUUAAAAUGCUCCUCAAUUUUCUUUAAUGGUAGAAUGCCAAUUAUUCUAAGGGCCUUAAUUUAAAUUUGAUACACAUUUUGAUAGUUGUGCAUCUGUGAUGCACAGAUGUGAUUGUUUUUUUUAAAAAUAUAUAUAUAAGCAAUUUUUUUUUUCUGACUAAUAUUGAAUGAAUAAUUGUUAUUUUUGUAUGAUUUCCCCUACUAGUUUAGGCUUCGAGUCAGACUUUUUAUUCUACCUCACGUAUUCCUUUUGGUUGUUUAUGGUCAUUUUUUGAGAGAUAAUAUUUUUGGGGUCUUGGCACGGGCAACGGAUAGUAUAGGAACACAAGUGCACUAAGACAACACAAAUGCUUCACCGUUUGUCAUAGUGCAACUCAAAUGGACCUAACAAAAUCAUCUCUUUGAAACAAUAGACAAUACAAUCACCAACCACUCUGGUUCAAAGAAGCACAGUAUGCUUGUAUAAUUAAAAAAAAUUGUAAUACAUUUGUGCAAGUUAAAACAAAAGUGAUGUAGAUAGUAAAAAGAAAAGAAAAAAAUCAGGAACAUAAAGAAUAUUGAUAUGCAGUUUUAGUUUGGUUUUUAUUAUUUUGGUUUGUUGGAACGUCUUUAAACCUUGUAAACCUUUCUCAGUUGAAGGGUGUGUGUUGUUAUUGUUGACCACAUUACAGAAUGUUACUUUUCUUUGCAAAUGCUCAAUCUUUUGGUUUGACCAUAAAAUAUUGUUUUGUUUUUACUAUCUUUUUUCCAUUUACCGUUCUUUGUUACUCAGUUGGGCUUGAUUGCUAUUUGAUGACCGCAUGGUGAAGGAUGUGGAGAACGUGGGAUCUCUUGAAUAACUAAUGUUGUUCUUUGUGAAAUGGGUCUUAAAUUAGUUCGUUCUGAGCUAAAAUAAAAUAAAGUAAAAACGGAUGUGGCAGUUUUUUCCCCACUUGAAACAUCCACUGUAGGCCUACGAUACUCUCAAACUAGUUUUGAAUAUCAUCCAUAUUUUACGCCCCAAGGAGAUGGUCUAACAUGUCGAAUCAGAACACAAAAAGUAAGGCGGUCCAAGAGGAGCCUGAGAAGUUUGUUGUGGAGAAGGUGGUGGACCAACGCACUGUCAAUGGGAAGGUUGAGUUCUUCCUAAAGUGGAAAGGAUAUAACGAUGUGGAUAAUACCUGGGAGCCCGAGGAGAACAUGGACUGUCCAGAGUUGAUCUCAGCGUUCCUAGAGUCCAAGAAUAAUGUUAUGGAUAAGCCAGAGUCCACCAAGAGGAAGUCCUCCACGGAAGUGUCCGAGACAGAAGAGGGCAAAACCAAGAAGAAGAAGGACAUGAAUGAAAAGGCCCGGGGCUUUGCUAGGAAUUUAGACCCAGAGAAGAUUAUUGGUGCAACAGACAGCAGUGGACAAUUGAUGUUUUUAAUGAAGUGGAAAGACUCAGAGGAAGCUGACCUGGUUCUAGCCCAGGAGGCUAACACUCUCUGUCCUCAGGUGGUCAUCUCCUUCUACGAGGAAAGACUCUAUUGGCACGCCUGCCCUGAGCAUGAGCCCCAGUAGCUUCUUGGUUGAUAUCUGGACUGACGGCUCUCCAAAAGUUUAACCCUCAACAGUUUGAGGACAGAAAAAUGCCCACUGCCUCUUUCUAUUCACAUUUCUUUAUAAUGGUAGCAUACCAAUGGUUAAAUUCAAAGGCUGAUUAUAUAUAUUUUUUAUCUGAAUAUUAUUAGGAAUAUUUAACAAAAAUAAAAAUCCUUUAGCUUUUUGUGAACUCUCAAGUGUACUCAGCCAAUACAAAGGCUUCACUAGUUGUCAUAGUAACCCUAAAGUAGACUGACGUCCAAAAGACAAUAGAAUCACUAACUACUAGUACAAAGGAGAGAAUGUUUUAGGUCUUUGUAAAACAGUAUAAAAGCUUUAACUUUGACCACAUUUUUCAGAUGAAGGUUGUGUUUCUGAAUACAUAAUGUUUUUCUUCACAUAGGUUCACUCUUGAUUUUUCCAUAGAAAUACUUUUCUCCCCUACCACUUUUUCAUGGUAUGACUGUUCAGCACAUGAUGAUACAAAUAUGUUUAAAUACGUGGUUAGUUUUAAAUGGGUUUUGGUAAGGUUGGUUCUUUCUAAUACAAGUUCAAUAAAG
This is a messenger RNA of Osmerus eperlanus (European smelt), 2278 nucleotides long. RefSeq names its product chromobox protein homolog 3-like. The record is from RefSeq and is a predicted model, not a curated record. The coding region runs from base 1176 to 1697 and encodes 173 amino acids. Gene Ontology annotation, biological process: negative regulation of transcription by RNA polymerase II; chromatin organization. Gene Ontology annotation, molecular function: chromatin binding. NCBI's taxonomy places the organism in Eukaryota, Metazoa, Chordata, Actinopteri, Osmeriformes, Osmeridae. Gene Ontology annotation, cellular component: pericentric heterochromatin; nucleus. The transcript is spliced from 5 exons.